Molecule: messenger RNA, 2250 nt
Organism: Hirsutella rhossiliensis
Lineage: Eukaryota; Fungi; Ascomycota; Sordariomycetes; Hypocreales; Ophiocordycipitaceae
Product: transient receptor potential (TRP) ion channel domain-containing protein
Exons: 3
Coding region: 1-2250 (749 amino acids)
Biological process (GO): transmembrane transport; fungal-type cell wall biogenesis
Source: RefSeq, a predicted model, not a curated record
AUGUCGCCGGCUCGAGCUCGCUUCUCCGGCCUCUUCCCUCUCGUCCUAUCCCUGUUGACCUUCCUGCUGGCCGUUUCGGCCGUCGACAAGGUCUACAUCACUGGCGAUGGCAUCGACGGCGUGUCCCGCAAGCUCGACGUCAGUCGCUACCCGGCCCUUUACACCGGCGACUUUGACGACUGCAUGGGCGGCGAGAGCUUGUUCAACGUCACCAGGUUCGACGCCGCCUACUAUGCCGACAACCUCACCGUGCUCUUUCAUCUCGACGGGACCACCAACAUCCAAAGCGAGAAUCUCAUUCUCCACAUCUCCGUCCAAGCAUACGGCGAGAACCGGUUCAACAUGACAUAUGACCCGUGCAAGGCCAACAUUGCCAGCAUGUGUCCCCUCAAGGCCAGCGUGCCCGUCACUGCUUUUGCGACGAUUCCCAUCUCCCCCACCGACGUCGCCGGCAUCCCCUCCAUCGCGUUGGGCAUCCCCGAUCUCGAAGGCUUUGCGCGCCUGCAAAUCUUCGCAAACUCGACCCAAACGGAGAUUGGCUGCUUCCAGGCCGUCAUGAGAAACGGCAACUCGUUUUCCCAGCCAAAGGCUGUCGGCACCAUCAUGGGCAUCCUGACAGCCUUCGCCACCCUGGCAUCGUUCGCCACGGCAGUCUACGGGCUGAGCAUGACGCACAUGCGCACGCAUUACGCGCACUCCUUUUCCGUCCUCGUCAUCUUCGAGACCUUUCAGUCCAUCUUCUUUUCCGGUGCCCUCUCGGUCAACUGGCCGAGCGUGCUUCCUGCCUGGUGGAGCAACUUUGCUUGGUCCGCUGGCAUGUUCGCCAACGAGCGCAUCGUUGACUCCAUUAGCAUUUUUACCGGCACCAACGCUAACAUUAGCCAAGUUGGAGGGGCCGGCUCUGUCCAGAUCAACAACGGCGGCGGCCUGCUGCAGCAGAUUUACGGCAGGUCGCUGUCCGCCCCGGCUUUUGACAAUGUGCCGGUCCAAGCUCUCGCGCGACGAGCAGAGUACAACACCAGCAACCCCUACGAAUACACAUGGCACGGCCACCCUCGGACUCCAGGCAUGCCCAUGCCUGGCACCUGGCCCGGAUUCGGCGGUACCUUGUCGGCGGUGGACGUCCCCCCUGCCGAGGCGUUCCUAGUCAGCUUGAUCUGGUUGCUGGUGAUUCUGGGCGGCGUCGCCCUGUUCGUCGUCGUCACCAAGCUGGUCCUGGAUGUGCUCGUCAGGACAAAAUGCCUCAAGACCGACGGCUUCGACUAUUUCCGCUCCCAUCUCGGUGGUUAUCUUGCCGCUGCAGUGCUCCGGACCCUCUUCAUCGCCUUCUUUACCAUCAUGACCUUGUCCCUGUUUCAGUUUUCGCUUCACGGGCCGGCCGGGCCGACGGCCAUUGCCGCCAUCGUCUGGCUUAUCCUCCUGGUAGGGGUCGGUGGAUUGAUUGCAUACGCUUGCUACUCCAGGCUUCGUGGGGGCAAGCUCGAACUCUGCCGGGACACGGUUCGACUCGAGCGCGGAACGCUAUUCCGAAAGAUUCCGUUCAUCGCCGCCACGAGGGCCAGCCAGAUGGACGAGAGCGAGACCAGGGAGAAGCCGUAUCUGUUUGGCGCAAUACCGUUUGUCAGGAUCAAGUACACGGCCCGCGACCCCGCCAGGCCCACCGUGCACCAGGACGAGGGCUUCACCAAGCGAUUUGGAUGGCUUGCAGCGCGAUACCGACGAACGAGAUGGUGGUUCCCCGCCGCCUACAUCGGCUAUCUGUUCUUCAGGGCCUGCUUCAUCGGAGGCGGCGCUCGCAAUCCCCUGGCUCAGGUCUUUGGACUGUUCAUCUGGGAGAUUCUGGCGUUGCCGGUCAUCAUCAAGCUGAGCCCAUUUGAGAGCAACCGCAUCACGGCCAUCGCCAUCUGGAUGCUCUCGAUAUCCAAAAUCGUCACCACGGGACUCUCCAUCGCGUUCCUGCCCGACUUUGGUAUCAAUCGUAUCGUCGCCACAGUACUGGGGAUAAUCAUCAUCAUUGUCCAAGGAUUCAUAGCCAUCGCCAUUCUGGUAUUGAUUUCAAUAGGCCUCGUCUCGACGUGGAUGUCUCUCUCUCGAAAUCGCGAAAAAUUCCCCGAGCCGCUGGACCAGACUCGUAUCCGAUACUUUGAGCACCUUGAGGCUGGCGCAGCCGAUCUCCCCCCGAAACCCAAGGGAGGAAACAGUCCAGAGGCACUCGCCGAGCCCUAUUUCAACGCCAAGUUGGAGCUUUGA